CAAAAUCCUCUGAAAUUGGCCCUAAAUUUCACCAAAAUCACAGUUAUAUCCACCAUUCAACACAAAAAAUCAGCGGCACUCGCAGGUACAGUGUUAUUUUUAUUCCCAACUUUCCCCUGGUCUUGGCUCUUUUCUCAAACCCCCCAAAGAACCCUCCCUUCUUUUCUUGUGGAUUUUGACCCUUCCAUUUUGGAAUUCAAAAUACAGGAUCCAUGAGGAAGUGGGAGCUGGGUUUCUUGUCUGGUAGUUAUGAGAUUGCAGAGGAAGAGUGGAUGAUGUCUGUUAUAAUUUAAUUAAAUUAGUUGAUUAAACCAAUCAUUAGAUAGUUUUUUUGCGUGUGUGUCUGAAACCGAUUCAACUUGCUCCCUCUUGGAUUUCAUUGAUGAUGGACUGCAACAAGGAAGAGGCCAUCAGGGCCAAAGACAUUGCGGAGAAGAAGAUGCAAAAUAAAGAUUUUUCUGGUGCUCUUAGAGUUGCAGCCAAGGCCCAGCAACUAUUUCAGGAUCUGGAGAGCAUAUCUCAGAUGAUAGUGGUGUGUGAUGUGCAUUGUGCUGCCGAGAAACGAUUGUAUGGCAAUGAGAUGGAUUGGUAUGCCAUACUUAAGGUUGAUCAGACAGCUGAUGAAGCUACAAUCAAGAAGCAGUAUAGAAAAUUUGCCCUUCAACUUCACCCGGAUAAGAACAAGUUUCCUGGUGCAGAAGCUGCUUUUAAGUUGAUCGGGGAUGCACAAAGGACACUUUUGGAUCAAGGUAAAAGAUCUUCUCAUGACAUGAAACGCAAAGUUACUGUUAAUAGACCAUCUCCAGCUGCAGCAUGUCGCCCCCCACAGAACUCAAGUUGGUUUCCACAUGCAGCUGCUCAGAAUAACUUCCAUGCCAACUUUCCUGGCUUGAAUUCUCAACAGCAACGACAACAACCAACUCAAACUGGUUCCUCCAAUGGCCGGCCCACUUUCUGGACCAAGUGUCCUUACUGUACAGUUAAGUACCAGUAUUAUACAGAAAUACUUAACAGAUCUAUUCGCUGCCAAACUUGCAAGAAGAACUUCGUUGCCUAUGAUUCAGGUGCAGUUCCACCGGCAAGUAAAAUGAGUCGGCCAAAGUUUCCCCAACAAGGAGUUGCACAGAAUCAGGGUGCUUGCGGAGUUGAUCAAAGGUCUCAAAGGAGUUUCACUGUUGAGAAUGUUUUUACAGGCUUUACUCCAAAUGCACCUCAUACUACUGAGGCUAGAAAGGGAAAGGGGAAUAGUAAAAGAGGAAAGAAGCAAACUGUUGAAUCCAGUGGAAGCAGCAAUGAGUCUGAUGAGGAUAUGGUGAUUGAUGGAAAUGGUGAUGUUCUGGUUGGAAAGCAGUCUAAUUCUCAAGCAGAGCAGAAUGUGCGGAGAUCUGGUAGGCGUAAGAAGCACAUUUCAUAUAAGGUGAAUUUAAGUGAUGAGGAGGACCUUGGUAGCCUUCCAAAAAAGACUAAAACAAGUGGAUCACCCUGUGCCAAUGAAGAAACUAAAGAAAUGCCUAAUGAAGACGAGUCGAAACAGAAAAAUCGAGCUGGUGAAGUGAAAUAUCAGAAUGCAAGGGAUCAUAGAGAAGGUAAGGGUUUUAAGUCAAGCUUUUUAAAGGAAUUGAGUGACGGGGAUGAUCUUAGGAAACCUGGGAAAGCUUAUGCUGAUGGCCUUAAGGAAAAUUUAAACCCCAUUGUUGAUGAUUCUGUGUCAGAUUUGAGCCAAAAAGAAACAAAGGAGCCCCUGGUUUUUGCAUGCGCGAAUCCAGAGUUUUAUGACUUUGACAAUGAUAAGAAAGAAAGCAGUUUUUCAGUAGGUCAGAUUUGGGCUUUGUAUGAUACGUUGGAUGCCAUGCCUAGAUUCUAUGCUCGGAUCAGAAAAAUCUUCUCUUCUGGGUUCAAGCUGAAAAUAACCUGGCUAGAACCAGAUCCAGAUGAUGCAAAUGAAAUAGAAUGGGUCGGAGAAGGUUUACCGGUUUCUUGUGGUAAGUUCAAACAUGGGGCCUCUGAAAACACUGAAGAUUGUCUUAUGUUUUCCCAUUUGCUAUAUUGGGAAAAAGGAACUUGUAGAGAUACCUACAAGAUAUUUCCAAGAAAGGGAGAAACUUGGGCCCUUUUCAAGAACUGGAAUAUCAAUUGGAAGUCUGGUUCUGGCACUGACAAGAAAUAUAAAUAUGAAUUUGUUGAGAUCUUAUCUGGGGGUGUUGAAGGUGCAGGUAUACAGGUUGCUUACUUAAAUAAGGUAAAAGGCUUUGUUAGUGUAUUCUCUCGAAUGAGUAAGAAUGGAGUUGAUACAUUUGUAGUUCCGCGCAAUGAACUAUUCCGGUUUUCCCACAUGGUACCAUCCUUUGUACUGACUGGUAAAGAGAGAAAAGGGGUGCCCAAAGGUUCCUUUGAACUCGACACAGCUGCUUUGCCUGAAGAAAUUGCUGUUCCUAAGGUCUUGAAGGCGAACGGUGAUAGCAGACAUCUUAGUAGCUCUUAUUCGGCUGCUUGUGAAAUACCGAAGCCUACUGUGGGAUCUGAUGAACCUGCUCUUUCAGCUUCGGCCUCAAAAAUCUUUGAAAUCCCAGAAUCUGAAUUCUACAAUUUUGAUGCCGACAAAACCAAGGAAAAGUUUCUUGUUGGUCAGGUCUGGGCACUGUAUGGUGAUGAUGAUGGCUUACCAAAGUACUAUGGUGAGAUUAAGAACAUCGAGUCCCACCCGGUUUUCAAAAUACAUGUGACGUGGCUUCUUCCUUGCCAAUCAGAAAGAAGAACCGAGUGGUACGAUACAAGCAUGCCUACUUGUUGCGGAAGAUUUAGUAGAAAGGGUUCCCAAGUCUACACCUCCACUGACUCCUUUUCUCAUAAGUUAAAGGCAGAGUCUACCGGUACUAAGGAUGAAUUUGCCAUCUCACCUAGACAAGGUGAGAUCUGGGCAUUAUAUCGGAACUGGACUCCUCAAAUUAAAUGUUCGGACUUGGAGAACUGGUACUAUGACAUAGUGCUGGUUAUGAAGGAAAUCAAUGGGUGCAUAGAGGUUUUAAUGUUAGAACGUGUGGAUGGCUUCAAUUCUGUUUUUAGGGUUCAAGCAAAAGGAGGAUCUAAUGUUGCAGCCGAAAUCUCUUGGGUGGAUCAGCUAAGGUUUUCGCAUCAAAUUCCAUUUUUCGAGCUAACCGAAGAGAGAAAUGGCAGCCUAAGAGGUUGCUGGGAACUUGAUCCUGCAGCAUUGCCGGUACAUUAUUUUUCUUAAUUUAAGAAGUACCAACUAGUAAAGACUAGAAUUCUAAUGUUUGUCUUCAUGGAACCAACUCUGGGUGAAAGUCUGAAUUACUUAGCUGCAACUGAAAUGCUUUUCUUCGUGUUUUUGAUUCAUAUUUUCGAUGUAAAAUAUAAGUUGUUUUCAAGACUAA
Molecule: messenger RNA, 3392 nt
Organism: Gossypium raimondii (Peruvian cotton)
Lineage: Eukaryota; Viridiplantae; Streptophyta; Magnoliopsida; Malvales; Malvaceae
Exons: 2
Coding region: 383-3232 (949 amino acids)
Source: RefSeq, a predicted model, not a curated record